AUGAACACUCGGGAACAGGAUGGAGAGCCCUGCGCUGCGCUGACGGCCGUGCUCACGUCGAAGGCGCUCGAGGUCGCACGCAAUGGCUUCGCCGGGGCGACGGCUGGCGCGGUGUCCCGCGUGCUUACUGCUCCCCUGGACGUUGCAAAAAUAAGGUUCCAGCUGGACCACGGCGCGACGAGACGCUACGACUCGACCCUGUGGGCGGCGAUGCGGAGUAUCUACGGCGAGGAGGGAUUGGUCACGUUGUGGAGAGGGAACCUACCGGCGAUGUUUCUUUGGUCGGCCUACACGGCGGUCCAGUUUAGCGCGUACGAGCAGCUUCGAGCCACGGACUUCCUCCGCUCCCGACAGCACGACAGCAGCGUCAGCGGCGGCGGCGUCAGGCACCGCGGCAGUAUCUGUCCGUCCUCGUCGCCGCCUCACGAACGGCGCGGAGCCGGCAGAGUCGGGAAGGUGGGGGGGGGGUGGAGGACGGGAGGGCGGGAAGGCGAGAGUCCGUGCCAAGCGCGUCGGCGGCAACAGGAUGGGCGAGGCCGAGGUCUGCCCCCAGCGCUGGCGAACUUCGCGUACGGUGCGAUGGCCGCCUUCACCGCCACCGUCGUCACGUACCCGCUCGACAUCACUCGCACAGCGCUCGCGUUUCAAGGAGUUCCGAAGCGAUACAACAGCAUGUCGGAGUUCUUGCGGCGCACGGCCCGCGAGUCCGGGGUCAGGGGACUGUUCAGGGGCGCGACGCCGACGCUGGCCAUGAUCACCCCACAGAUGGGAGUGAGCUUCGCGGUGUGGGAGGCCCUCAAGGGCGGCGCGCCCCCCCCCGCGUUUUCUGGGUCGGGUUCGGGUGCGUCGCCGGCGGCGACGUUGUCGUGGCAGCUGGGCGCGGGUAUGGUCGCCGGGAUGGUCGGGAAGCUGGUGGUUUUCCCCCUGGACACAGUGAAGAAGAGAGUGCAGACUGCGGUGAGAACAAGGAUUCGCGAGGUGGAGGAGGAGGUGGGGAGGGGGCUCUUCCACUGGGGAGACGUUGCGCAGUCCCACCGAUUGUAG
Molecule: messenger RNA, 1044 nt
Organism: Ectocarpus siliculosus
Lineage: Eukaryota; Phaeophyceae; Ectocarpales; Ectocarpaceae
Source: the annotation of a GenBank genome assembly